This is a messenger RNA of Epinephelus fuscoguttatus (brown-marbled grouper), 3207 nucleotides long. It is a transcript of the gene rnf122, whose product is annotated as ring finger protein 122. Bases 400 to 867 code for a protein of 155 amino acids. NCBI's taxonomy places the organism in Eukaryota, Metazoa, Chordata, Actinopteri, Perciformes, Serranidae. The record is from RefSeq and is a predicted model, not a curated record. The transcript is spliced from 6 exons.
GCAAAUGCAGCCAGUGCUCUAGUUUCUCACACAGAUGCUGCCGCUGGGUCAGUGUUAUGCCGUCUAUUAAUAAUAACAGAGUCAAAACAGCCACAGCGAGGACAAGAAGAAGAAGAAGGAAAAUCUCUAUCACCGUGUCUCCUUUUUUCCAUCUGCAGGGAUGAACCCAACAAUGUGACACAACCCCGCGGCAACUUCCGACACAAACGCUUUUUAUCCACCUUUAAAUCCGUGUUUUAUUGCAGGUACCAUUGUCUGGUUCACUUCUCACACUGCUGGCAGACAGUCUCUGGCUCUGCUCGGGGCACUUUAUUGCGGUCAUCCAUCUGCACGAGCGGCUGCGGCUUGUUGGUAAACACGAAUCGGAUCCCGCCGGCAAGGACUCCCUCUGGUGCAUUGAUGCACCCGUUUCAGUGGUGUAACGGGUGCUUCUGUGGUCUGGGACUGGUUUACUCCAACAAGUCGUGCACCAUGCCGCCCAUCACCUUCCAGGACCUGCCGCUCAACAUCUACAUGGUCAUCUUCGGGACAGGCAUCUUUGUCUUCAUCCUGAGCCUCAUCUUCUGCUGUUACUUCAUCAGCAAACUACGACACCAAGCCCAGAGUGAGCGGUUUGGAUACAGAGAGGUGGUGUUAAAAGGAGAUCCAAAAAAGUUGAAUCUUCAUGGGCAGACGUGCGCCGUGUGUCUCGAGGACUUCAAAGUGAAAGACGAGCUGGGAGUGUUGCCAUGCCAACAUGCUUUCCACAGGAAGUGUCUUGUAAAGUGGCUGGAGGUGCGCUGCGUCUGCCCCAUGUGCAACAAACCCAUAGCCGGCCCCCCUGAGCAGCACCACAGCAUAGGGACUCUUCUGGAUGAACUGGUGUAACCUCCUGUCUCCUUCAAGUCUGGACGGGACGCAGGCGCCCACGCCAAACCAGCUGAUAUAAAGUUAGCGACCGACAGGAGGAGAGACACUGUUGUUGCUGUUAAAAUCACAGCAAAGACAUCAACAUGAGAAUAGUAAGUUGGGGUAACCUAGUUACCACCCGGAGAAAGACUCUGAAGGAUGCUGUUGCCUAGCAACCAUCUCCGAGAUGGCAACACGACACCUUGUGGUGUCUGAGAGAUUAUCUCCAGCCACCCACACAUCACUCCACCACUCUUCUUUCAACAUACCCCCCCCUCCACCCGCUCCGUCACAUCACAUCUUCUCUUGUUGCGUCGAGUCAGGUUAAUGGCACCACCGAAGAAGAGUCUCAUUUGUCACAGUGAUGUGGACAAGUGAGUGCUUGAGGAUGACAGCACUGGGUAGGAGGCACUGAUCCCCUCCAAGCAUGUUUGAGUGUCAUAUGUCAUGGUGGUCACUGAUAUGAAAUAAUAUCAAUACUGUCUGAGGUUUUAAAAACUCUUUCAGAUGAGAAGUUUUGACACAAAGCCACACAGGAAAUUUUCUGCUCACCAUCUCUGCCAGUAGCACAGAACAUGAUGACAGGAGUUACACUGCUAACAAUACAGUAAGGUCUUUAUAAAAACAACAGCUAGAACGAGGGUGUGAAGGUCCAGUGUGCAGGAUUUAGGCAGAUAUACUGGCAGAAUUGAGAUAUAUACUGAACACUUUAAAAUCAGUAUUAGUGAGCCCUUCUCCCUCUCCAUGAAAAUACAUCCUCUUGACAGGUGUGGCAUAUCAAGAUGCUGAUUAAAUGCCAUCUUUACUUCACAGGUGUGCCUUGGGAUGGUCACAAUAAAAGGCCAUGUAAUAUAAUAUAAAAGUAUGUUUUCUUUAGUGUAUAAUCACCUGGAAAUAAGUGGCUUCAUUAACUUAAAAUUAGCCUUUUAUAUCUACAUAGGGAGCGGGUUCUCGUGUACGGAAAUGGCCAUGUUGCACCACCAUGUUUCGACAGUAGCCCAGGAAAGACAAACCAAGCACUGCUUUUUCAGUGUUUUUACUGGUUUAAAUCACUGGAUCUGUUGGUUUUAGAGGGGAGGAGACCUCUGUGGAUAAUUCAGCUCUCGGUAAAAACCUCCCAAAUGUCUGGAUCUUAAGUUAUGAGAAAAAAACAGAGCAAACAUUAGCAAACGCUGAGCCAGCGGCUUGUUUCUGACACACCAAACAGCAUCAGAGAAGUUUCAGCUAGUUGCAAUCUGUCGUCCUCACUGCUAGAUUCCACUGUAUCACCCUAAAUCUCACACACUGGACCUUUAAUAAAAUUGUCUGUAGCCAGACAAGAAUAAAUAAUACUGUAACACAGACAUAGAUAGGAUUUAUUAAAACGUCUCUAAAGGAAAUUAAAAACUUGUUUAAGAAGAUUUGUACCUAAGAUUAUAAAUUCAAGUCACUCUGGUUAAAAAAAAUGAUGUGAAAGGUGGAUUCAGGCGUCAUCAGGACCUUAAUUAUUCAUAUAUACUUAGAAGAAGCAGCUGGAACUGUCGUCCACAUGUAGCAAAUUAAUCAGUAUUUCCAUCAAGUCAAAGCGAUUGAUUUUCCUGCUGAUACGUGCAACUGAACCUGAUGUGUCAAAUCCAUAUUGGUGCCCGCCUCUCCCGUGAUACCAUGUAUGUUCUGCGUGUUGUUUUAUUGUUGAGACAUGUUCUUAUUGUGUUAAUAUAGAUGGAAGGAACUGACACCUCCUGCCUUUCACUGUUGGUUCUUUGUUGAAAUAUGUUUUUUUUUUUUUUUAUAUAUAUUGCACUUUAAAUUCACAAAAAACAUGCCUUUGUUCUUCUAAAGCGUUAGACUGAGGUUUGGAUGCAGUGCAGCAGGUCCCUUCGUUUUCAGGUGUGGUGAAUCGUUUAUAAAAGUCUGUGAAGUAUUCGAGAUGCUGCUUCAUCUGAAGAGAAGAGAGGCAGCAGUACAGACGCUCGGUGUUGUUCUGUGAAUUCAUCUGGGAAGCAACUAAAUCUCACUUUCAUACAUUUCUGUGGCAUUAUUGCUGGUGGUUCUAUUUUUACAUUCCUCAAGUGUAGGUUUUUGUGUGUGUGUGUUAUUUACAAUAAUUCAGAAAGCGAAACACUGCCUAAAAUUGAGCACGAAACUCACAAAGCACAUUGUCCCGAAACAGAAGGCACCUGCACUGUAAUUAAAAGCCAAACACUCACAUGUGAGGCUGUUGAAUUCACAAGUCUGCGUGCCAAGAAAAGAAAAGAAAAGAAAAGAAAAUGUCAAAGAGAUUUGUUCACUCUGAUUCUGGCCACAUUCCACAUUUUGUUAUCCAAACAGAUGUAAAUA